Diachasmimorpha longicaudata is the source of this 4901-nucleotide messenger RNA. It is a transcript of the gene Syn2, whose product is annotated as gamma-1-syntrophin. NCBI's taxonomy places the organism in Eukaryota, Metazoa, Arthropoda, Insecta, Hymenoptera, Braconidae. Gene Ontology annotation, molecular function: structural molecule activity; protein binding. The record is from RefSeq and is a predicted model, not a curated record. The transcript has 10 exons. The coding region runs from base 418 to 1953 and encodes 511 amino acids. Gene Ontology annotation, cellular component: intracellular anatomical structure; dystrophin-associated glycoprotein complex.
AAAAAAACCUGAAGAAUUUGGGUGCACAGAAGCAGUUGAAGCCAGUGGAUGGGGCAAACGCAGGGCGAGAGGAACGUCACGAUGAAUAGAUCGUUUUCGCUGCUCCAAAUGUCGCUUUGACAGUUCACGGGUUGUAGAAUUGCCAGUGACACCGGAUGAGGUGCUCCAGAAUUACGUGCUACAGUUAUCAAACAGACGCCAGCCUCGAGAAUCGAUAGGCGGGUCUGAGAAUAAAAAAAACAAUCAUCAAGACUCAGGGAUGAAUAAAGAGUCGUAGAAAAUAAAUACAAGGGAGGGAAAAAUGUUGGUUACGAGGUGCAGUUGUGUCGGGAAGUCACUCCAGUCCCUUCUCGAAACUAUGGGCUAUUUCUGGAUUACGACGGGUGCAUCAGGUCGCUAUUUUCUAUAGAUAAAAUAAUGAGAAUCAACGCGACGAAGAUGAGUACUCCGAUCGAGGAGAAGAUUGAUCAGAAGCUCAAGGUCCGGACGGGCAUGGUUACUGUCAGCGAUGGCAAGAGCAAACCGGUACCCAUGCGAUUGCAUUUGUCGAUGGAAGUGCUCAAGCUACAGCGGGAAGAUUUAGAGCAGGCAGCGAAUCACAACAAACCGCCGCUGGACGCUAAAGAGCGAAUGGUGCAGAUAACACGUCAAAAAGUUGGUGGACUUGGUCUGAGUAUCAAGGGUGGAGCUGAGCAUAAACUGCCAGUGCUCAUAUCACGAAUAUACAAGAGUCAAGCGGCAGACCAGUGCGGCCAAUUGUUUGUUGGAGAUGCAAUUAUCAAAGUAAAUGGUGAAUACAUAACAGCCUGCAAUCACGACGACGCUGUAAAUAUCCUCCGCAACGCCGGUGACAUCGUAGUUUUGACAGUGAAGCAUUACCGUGCAGCGAAGCCAUUUCUCCAAAAGAACGAAAAAGAGGAGAAAUUGGAUAACGCAACGAAUGGCGAUGACGAGGAGGAGUGGGCCUCCCCCAACAGACGAUCCGGUAGUCCUCAGAGUGGACACAGUAGACACGGAUCAAACACAUCCUCGUCGUCGACCCACUUGAAGAAAUGGGUCGACGUCAUCACAGUACCUUUAAUGAUGGCUUACGUCACACGAUACAUAUUUGGCACUGACAAGCUGAGGAGAAAUGCAUUUGAAGUGAGGGGGCUGAAUGGGGCGAGAACGGGGGUUAUUCACUGCGAUGAUAGUGCUAUACUCAGUCAGUGGCUCAAGUACAUCACUGACAACAUCACAGGGCUCACGCAUUUGCAGAUGAAACUCUACAAUCGUAAUUUUGGGGUCGGCGAACGUAUAGAGUAUAUGGGAUGGGUGAACGAGGCAGUUAGCAACAGUAACCAGCCCUGGCAGAGCUACAGACCGAGAUUUCUAGCUCUCAAGGGCCCCGAUCUACUGCUCUUCGAAACACCACCUUGCAAUAUUGGAGAUUGGUCUCGCUGUGCACUUACAUUCAAAGUCUACCAGACGAUGUUUCGCGUGAUGAGGGAGUCGGAGAAUGUCGACGAGAGGCAACACUGCUUUUUAGCACAGAGUCCUGGUAAACCACCACGUUACUUGAGUGUGGAGACGAGGCAGGAGCUGUUGAGAGUCGAGGCUGCGUGGCACACGGCUGUUUGUUCUGCUGUUACACAUUUGAAGAGCAAAACUUUUCCAGUAACUUUCAGCGGAAGAACCGCGGGGCUGACACUUGAAUGGACCCAAGGAUUUACGUUAUCCUAUGAGGGACUCGGUGAAGUAGCCUGGAGAUACAAAUUUUCACAGUUACGUGGAUCAAGUGACGAUGGUAAGAGCAGGUUAAAACUGCACUUCCAAGAGUUGGACAGUAUAGCUAUAGAGACAAAGGAAUUGGAAUGCUCCCAACUGCAGAAUCUACUGUUUUGCAUGCACGCUUUCCUCACAGCCAAAGUCGCCGCUGUAGAUCCAACAUUCUUGACAUCGACUACUCCGUAGGAACAUUAACAGAACAGUUGUGUUGAAUAGGUGAUAAUUAACCGAAAAAAAUACUCGAGAAUUGGGGAAAAUUAAUUACAAAAUAUUUCUCGAGAGGAAAAUUUGCUGAUAUUAAUCUUUGAUUUCUUCUGACAGAACUAUAUUUGAAAAAGCACCAGGUCUAGUCUCAAUUUUGAUAUUAUCACUAGAUUUAUUGCUUUCUUUUAUCACAAUUUUACUGGAAAUUCCUCAAAAGGUAAAAAAAUAUUUUAUAACAUCCCAAAUUAUAUCAAUUUUUUCAGGGGACUGGUUUAACAACCUGAAGGGUUAGUUUCAUCGAAUUUCCCUCUCUGCGUUAACGCCAUUUUGUAGCUGGAAGCCCUCUAAAAUGACGUUAAUUCUUUUUAAAAAUUUCUCCCUGUCCAAUUCUCCAAGCCGUACUUUUAAGCUUUCUUUUCAAUUAUUUGGUGCAUUUAUUAUCAGGUACUAGUCACUCACCCAAAAAUAAACUUUUCAAAGGCGAUUAAUAACACGGUUGUAUUAAAAUAAGCGAAAAAAGUGACUGAUUGUUAAUCUGCGACGUUCAUGUAUUUCAAGCCACUGCAAUUCAUCCUGUUGCCUACUCGUUCAAUUCACGAAUGUUGAAGCUUUUACUAUUUACUUUUUUAUAUGAAAAAAAAUUAUAGGACGUUGGUAUUCAGUGCCUUGAAAAGCGUGAACGACGGUUGAGGCUGAGAGUUGCUAAGCAAUGUCUAGUGGCCCACCGGAAACUUCUUGCGCAGUGUGAAAGAAUGAAAACUACUUUAGAAAAGUGUGGAGAAAAUGAAAGGGACUAAAAAUGUCUAGACAUGUGCUCUCUAACCGGAACCAGCGGCUCACGGGAUUCAAGAGAAUUAGGUAAAAGGCAGUUUUAAUGUUCCAUGUAAUGUAUCAUUUUAUGGGAAUAAUUAAUCAACAAUGCCGAGUGGAAAUCUAUUUCCAGUGAGAUCGUGGUGACCUAUUUCAAAGAGAUUCUGAGUGUUUGUUGAAAGUCUUCAGGUAAACGAGGGUACUAAAUACAUUUUCAUCGUUCGUAAUUCAUGCAUUUUCAUUAAUUCAUUGCGGUAUUUCAGGGGCAAUUGACUUACAAUGCACGGAGAGAAAAAUUCACUUGAAAUUGAGGGAUUAUUCAGGUAAUUCGCAAUAAAAAAGCAUUUUCCAGGGAUUUCAAUAAAUCCCAGAAUUUACGUGGCCAUUCGUACAAUCUUACUUGUGACCCAUCUUUUCUAUUGAAUUUCUGACAAUUUUUAUUGAUUUUUUCUCUCCGUCAGAGGGACAUUCGAUGCACGUGUAUCACUUAGGCAUAAAUUUCAAAAACACCUUCAUUCUCUAGCGGGAGAAAUAAAAUUCUACAUUUUUUUUACUGUUGAAAGUUGCCGCUCAUUAUUGAACAGAAUCAUUGAUUGAGCUGAAAUUUUUAUAGUCCUGGGAACUGCGUGGUACUCAGCACAUGCCGAUAAAAAAACUUUCAGGUCAAAUAAUACUGAAGAACAAAAGCCUCUAGUUUUAAUGGUAUUUUUUAGGAUGUUGCCGUACUCUGUAAAUUCGAGGCCGUUAAAUUUUCAUUUUAUUGGACAAAGUUCACUUCAAUUUCGAUGAAAAAUAGUACAACGCAAACGUUCACUGAGAAGAAAAAUUUCGAAAUAUUCCUUGAGUUGAGAGAAGCAUUUAUUUUUUCAAAAUUGCAUGUUUCCAUUCGAGUGACCUCCAUUCAUCGAUGUUACUUCCCUAGAGACUCAUUAAGAAGCCUCAGUGUCCAUCCCCUUGAGCAAUCGGUUCCCCCAAAGUGCUGCAAAAUUUACAAUUUCAAUGAUCCCCAAAAAACGGUGAAACUGAUAACUCAAUCGUCCAACGGCCCUUGGAUCAUGUAUUCAUAAAACCAUGUUAAAUAUUAAAUAUAUCUACAACAAUUAAGUAAGUGAAAAUGAAUGUAUGCUUGAGUAUAAAACGAAUGCUACCAUACUUAGAAAAAAACAUUCGAGCGAUUCGAUUCGAUCCCAGAAACCGACAAAUAAGAAUAAUUCUGCGAUUUGACUCGAGUGAUUACCCAAGGACUGCACAAUUAACAUUGUAUAGAUUAUAAAUAAACUAGAUAAGAAGCGAAAGAGAUGUGCAUAAGCGACGAUAAAAUUGACAUGUGGGCAGGUGGCUACAGUUCAAUUAUUGCGUAUCCAGGAUCAAUUAUAUCGAAGUGUGAUUAAAGCCGACGUAAUGGAGUUAGGUACAUAUCCAGGCGAAGGGAUGAGUCCUGAUGAAGAGUAUUUCCUUUCAUUUGAUUAUAUUUUUGACAAUUAAAAUCCCGAAAUUCAUAAAUAUUUCAAGAGUUGUAUCACACCGUACUCAGAAAUAUCUCAAACAACUCAAAAACUGCGAGAGACAUGAAAAACCUUUUGAUAAAUUGUAGACCUAAUGCGACGUUUUUCAGCGACUCCUAGACCAUAAGUACGAGACGUUUUACAUUUCUUGAGUGAAUGAUGAUGACAAUUAAGAGCAAUUCGAGAGCAAUCUAGUGAAAAACGAAAUCAGUUAAUAAUUUUUCGUUAAUUCGCUUUUAAGUGCUUGAGUACGAGUUGUAAAUAAUUUUUAACGCCUGAGAUCAACUCCAGUGAGUUAUUAUUAAAGCUUAGGAACAAUUCCAUGACAGUAACGGUGAGCAAUGAUUAGAGACGAAACAAUUGCAUCGAUAGCUUUUGUCAUUUUUUUUGCAAAGGCACGCGCAAUGUCUUGCAUUGAAAAACGAAGAAAAUAAAGUGCUGAGAGGAGAGAAAAAAAGUAUUUAGCAACUGCCCGAGGCUCCAAUAUAUGCUUGUGAAGUUGAAAAAUUAUUCGCACGCUCUUAUAUUUCGAAAUAUAGUUUAUCUGUUAUAAUGUCUAUCCCCUCAUUGACAAUAUGUUUAAAAAUAUAUUAUAUCAUUGUUAGAAGUUACUGA